Molecule: messenger RNA, 1725 nt
Organism: Rubroshorea leprosula
Lineage: Eukaryota; Viridiplantae; Streptophyta; Magnoliopsida; Malvales; Dipterocarpaceae
Source: the annotation of a GenBank genome assembly
AUUACAUUGAUGAUGAUUUGAGAUUACAAAAGAAAAUUAUUAGCUUUUGUCCUAUUGAUGGUCAUAAGGGAGAUAGGUGAACUUCUUGAAAGGUGUUUAAAGGAUUGGGGGAUCAAAAAGGCUUUUGCAUUGACAGUGGACAAUGCAUCUGUUAAUGAUGGUCUAGUGAAAUGUCUCAAGGAUUGUCUAAACAAAUGGGGCACAAUCAUUCUUGGAGGGGUUGAGUUGCACAUGAGAUGUGCAACACAUAUUGUUAAUCUUGUAGUUGGUGAUGGGACCAAACUUGUGGAGUCUUCAAUAGUUGCUAUUAGAGCUACCAUUAAGUAUGUGAGGCAAAGCCCUCAAAAGAGUAAAAAGUUCAAAGAAUGUGUGGAAUUUGAGAAGAUUGAGUCCAAGAAGUUGUUGUGCUUAGAUGUUCCACCCAAAUGGAAUUCACUUUACUUGAUGCUUGAUACAAUAGUGAAAUUUGAGCAUGCAUUUGAGAGGUCUAAGUAUGACAAAUAUUGGGGAGAUCCACAAAAGAUGAAUAAGAACAUUUUUGUGGCUAUUGUGCUUGGACCAAGGCGCAAGCUUGAUUUUGUACAAUAUUUAUUGGUUAAGAGAUUUAAAAAGGAUAAGAGAAAGUUGUAUGGAGACAUGGUCAAGCUAGAGUGCACAAAAUUGUUUGAGGAAUAUAGGAGGUUGAGUUACAAUGGAUCAAGUAGUAGUAACUCUCAACAAACUUCUACUGUAAGAUGCAAUUUUGAUAUGGUAAGUAAUGAGGUUAGGUCAUCUACAAGGAGUAGGAGUCAAGUUCUUUCAGAUUACAAGAGGGAUAAGGCUAGCCUUGGUGAGGCUGUGGAAAAAAUAGAGUUCGGUAGAUUCUUGAACGAGGACCCUCCUGAAGAUUCUAAAGACUUUGAUGUUCUUAAAUAGUGGAAGAUGAAUGCACUCAGAUUUUCUAUUCUAGCUGCCAUGGCCAAGGAUGUCUUAGCUAUUCCUAUCUCCAUUGUUACCUCAAAAUCUACCUUAUCCACUGGGGGAAGAGUUCUUGAUUCCUUUAAAAGCUCACUUACCCCAAGAAUAGCCUAAGCACUUAUCUGCUGUCAAGAUUGGUUGAGCUUGACUACAAGGUAUAUUUACUAUAGUUAUUUAAUUUUUCUAUUCGCUAGUUUAUGCAUUAUUUAACAUCGUAUUCUUUUUUCUAAAGAUGUCUCUGAUUUGGAGGACUUGGAUUUGCUGAAAAGCUUGGAGAAUGGUUUUUGCCCUUCCCACUUUGUCCAUUUUCAAUUUAUUUUCAUUUCAAGUUAUAUAUAGCUUUAUGCAAAUUGUGAACUUAUUAAAUUAUUUUGAUAUAUUUUGACUUAUCAAGUUUUGAUAAACUUCAUUUGGAUUCCACCACUAUGGCAUAACAAAGUAGGCAGAACAUGUAUAUGGUAGUAGGGUUAUGGAUAAAGUAAUUGCAUUUUUUUGCUAGCUUUAGCUUGUUUAACUUAAGAUUGUCUUUUGGUUUCACAUUUGAAGUUAAUCAUUGAUUAUUAUUGUAUAAUAACUUGGUUUAUUUACACUUAGCAUACAGAUAAACCAAACUGUAGAUAUGGUCUUCUCUUUUUAUAUAUAAAGGUUUAGGAGCUACUUUCUUUUGUAUUUAAAGCCAUCUUGCUUUGAUGUUGUUGCACUGCACUACACUAACGUUCUACUAGCGUUGGAAGUUUGGGAAAUUGGAAAUACAUGUUGCAUCUCAUC